This is a messenger RNA of Gongylonema pulchrum, 423 nucleotides long. Lineage: Eukaryota; Metazoa; Nematoda; Chromadorea; Rhabditida; Gongylonematidae. The record is from the annotation of a GenBank genome assembly.
AUCUGUUCUAAAGUGGAUGGCGUACGCUGUAUCAAAGAAAUUGCACUGCUGGUACAAAUUGAUGCUGAUUUGGUGAUGCGUUGUGUGCGCAACUUGCAUUUCUAUGGUUGCCUCACUUUAAUACCUCUCUUUAUGUAUGCGAACACAUAUGUCGCAACUGAACAGCUACACCAGUUCUACCUGAAUACAGAUCUCAUUAAAGAGUGUCUUGAUUUUGUGCGACCACUGGACGAAAAUGGAAAGAAUCUGGAUACAAAACCGACUUUUUCUGAUGUGUUCAGAUUGUACACAAGUUUAAAAGAAUGUCUUGAUUUUGUGCGACCACUGGACGAAAAUGGAGAGAAUCUGGGUACAAAACCGACUUUUUCUGAUGUGUUCAGAUUGUACACAAGUUUAAAAGUAAGCUCAUUUACUUCGAUUUGA